This is a messenger RNA of Soboliphyme baturini, 1329 nucleotides long. Lineage: Eukaryota; Metazoa; Nematoda; Enoplea; Dioctophymatida; Soboliphymatidae. The record is from the annotation of a GenBank genome assembly.
AUGAAUUUUAUUUCUUUGACUUUUCUUUCGACAUUUCGAACCGCAAUGGAUUUGCCUAAACCGAAUGUUCCGAUCAUCCUGGAAGACAUAUUCGGAUGGGUUCGUGAAGGAAAUGCGUUGCAGGUUCGAGUCUGGCUGGACGACGUUGAGCACGACCUCAAUUUAGGAGAUGAUCAUGGAUUUUCGCUGUUGCACUGGGCUGCCAAGGAAGGUCAUAUUAACAUAGUGGACAUGCUGUUGACGCGAGGCAGUCGUGUCAAUGCUACGAACCUCGGCGAUGACACCGCAUUACAUUUGGCUGCUGCUCACGGUCACAGAGAAAUCGCUAACAAGCUCCUUGCCAGCAAAGCGGAUGUCAACUCGGUCAACGAACACGGCAACACGCCGCUACAUUAUGCGUGUUUUUGGGGAUUUGAGCAAAUAGCAGAAGAUCUGAUACGUCAUGGGGCUUCGGCAUCGAUAUGUAACAAAGCAGGGGACACUCCAAUUGAUAAAUGUCGUCACGAAAUUGAAUACGCGACGAACUUGGGUCAGGAUCUAAAGCGCCGUGUCCCGUAUCGUGAUCAAAGUUGGAAGGGCACCAAGACGAGGAGUCGUGACGCUACGCUAUCGCGAUACUCAGGUGUUGAUAUCGCACAGCUGCAGUUGCAAGCUGAAAUCUCUGAGAGACCAUCCGGAAAACUAUGGAAAGGCACGUGGCAGGGUAAUGAUAUCGUUGCGCGUUUCCUGAAAAUCAGCCACAUCACUGCCAGGAUUUCGCGAGAUUUUCAAGAAGAGUACCCACGAUUGAGGAUAUUUUCUAACUCGAACAUCUGUCCCGUGUUGCUAUGCUGUAACCAGCCACCAAACCUGGUGGUCGUCUCGCAGUUUAUGCCAUUUGGCUGUUUGUACAAUGUGCUCCACGAACAAAGCGGCAUCGUUGUCGAUCAGCCACGAGCCAUUCGAUUCGCCGUCGAUAUCGCCCGCGGUAUGGCCUUCCUCCACACGUUGGAGCCGAUGGUGCCGCGUUUCUUUCUCAACAGCAAACACGUCGUUGUUGACGAGGACCUGUGCGCGAAACUGAACAUGGCUGAUGCAAAGUUCUCAUUUCAGGAGAAAAAUCGCCUCUAUUACCCGGCGUGGAUUUCCCCCGAAGCCCUGCUAAAACCACAAGAUUCAAUCAAUGUCAAGGCGUCCGAUAUGUGGAGUUUUGCCAUUGUCUUAUGGGAGUUGUGCAGCAGAGAAGUGCCUUUUGCCGAACUCUCACCCAUGCAAAUCGGAAUGAGGGUAAAUUACUGGAAUGUGUUUGGAAAUAUCUCACCGCCGACCAAAAAUCCCAACCCCGUCUGA